This is a messenger RNA of Linum tenue, 2165 nucleotides long. Lineage: Eukaryota; Viridiplantae; Streptophyta; Magnoliopsida; Malpighiales; Linaceae. The record is from the annotation of a GenBank genome assembly.
AUGAGCUAUGAAGAAAAUUGCCAUUGCACAACUGCUCUACUACGCGGCUUCUUUUCUGAUCGACCACAACAGCGCCACACAGAUAUUUUUAAUUUCCCCCUUUUCCCUGUCUCUUUUCCUAAAUCCCUCGUCUUCAGUUUCCUUCGUGCCGAAGAUCCGAACCCACUCCCCGAUCGCCGGACCAUGUCGAUGCUCGACGCCUUCUUCAGCAACAAGGGAUUCAAAGCUGCAAAAUGUAAAACUCUGCUGAAGCUGACGAUACCGCGGAUUAAGCUCCUGAGGAACAGGAGAGAGGUUCAGAUUAGGCAAAUGCGCCGUGAUAUUGCUAAGCUUCUCGAGAAUGGCCAGGAAGCUACUGCUCGGAUUCGUGUUGAGCAUAUUAUCAGAGAAGAGAACAUGAUGGCGGCUCAAGAGAUCCUUGAGCUCUUCUGUGAGCUUAUUGCCGUUCGUCUUCCGAUCAUUGAGGCACAAAGGGAAUGUCCUUUAGAUUUGAAGGAAGCAAUAUCCAGUGUCUGCUUUGCUGCACCAAGAUGUGCCGACCUGCCAGAAUUGCUGCAGGCGCAAAUGCUGUUUGCAUCCAAGUACGGAAAAGAUUUUGUAACUGCUGCUACUGAACUCAUGCCCGAUUGUGGGGUUAAUCGCCAGAUAGUAGAGCUCUUAUCAGUUCGCGCACCUUCACCAGACAAAAAACUGAAACUCCUUAAGGAAAUUGCUGAAGAACACGAGCUAGACUGGGACCCAGCUGGGUCAGAAGCUGAAUUAUCAAAACCCCACGAAGAUUUGCUGAAUGGCCCUGCACAGUUUGUUAGUGCAUCUAAGCUGCCUCCUCCAGAUGAGAAGCAUGACGAAGCAUUGAGCUCUAGUCCUGUAGGUGCUAGCUAUGAACAACCUGACACUGACUCAAGUGCUGAUGAGCUAGAUUUCCCCGAAGUCCCCAAGGCCGUAUUAAGGCCUAAUACAACUCCUGCUGCAUAUGCACCAGAUAUGACGCUACCUACAGAACCCACUCUACGUACAGAAUCCAUUGAUCGGGAUACGUCUUCAGACAGUCCGCUACAUGGCUCCCAUUCCAAGCAUGAGGUCAUAUUCGAAGAACUGCCGACGGAGUCCGAGAAUCAAAUUCUCGAUUAUACAGACGGUGCUUCCCAGGAGAAACAGUUUUUGCCUUUCUUCACACCUCCACAGACAUCAUAUGCAAGUGCACCUGCAAGACAGUAUAGUUCUCCACCGUCCACCUCAAAACCCAAGAGUAAGCACGACAUAGAUCUGCAUGAUAUCCUAGUUUCAGCUCAGGCAGCUGCAGAGACCGCCGAACGAGCAGCAGCAGCAGCCCGCUCAGCUGCAACGAUCGCGCAGGCAAAGAUCAAGGAGCUAGCCAAGCUCAACAGCGACAAGUCACUUGAUCUUGAAUCCGACAAUCCUUUUAACACUGAGCUUCACGAUCAGUCUGCUGCCUUGGGAAACCUAAAUCUUGAUCAUCAACGCUCUUCCGGCGACCUCAAUGGUGCGGUGUUUGACUCUCCAAGGUAUCACAGAGAAUCGUCCGGUCCUGAGCUGAAUCGGAUCACGUCUAUCGACGAAGACCCUUACUUCUCUUACCCCAACUUGUUUGGGUCUCACAGCUCGAACCAUGGAUCGCCGUCUGCCCAUUUUGUUUCGGACAGCUCGAGAUCACCACAUUAACUCGUUCCGAACUCUCCCAGGUAUCCAAGGAUAUGAACUUCUCUGUCUUGCUGGUGAGCUAUUUCCCAUGCAAUAGUACAUUUGUAUGAUCAUGUGGCUAUAGUUCUCUUUCCCUUUUCGCCUGUAAAGUAGUUCCACGGCACGAAGAAUCUUCCAUCAUCAAUGGCUGCUUUUAUGAUGAAUAUAGUAGCUUGUGAAACUCCAACUCAGUUUUUGAGACAACUAUCAUGGGCUUUGGUUUUAUCUGUUUGAGCGGGAUUUGGGUUGGUUAGGGUUUAUGCCUUAGGGUAUAGGGAUUUGUACAGUAGUUGGUUGCUUGUGUCAGCUUAUUGCCUUAUGUUGAAAACUUCUCCAAUAAACCUCAUCUCAAUUUCGAUCUGGUUAAAUUGUAGAGGCUGGCAUGCAUGGUCCGGCCACGAUACAAAAUCGGACAUUAGGACAUUAUCGGAUUAUAGAUAAAGGGAAAUUGGGAUCAAAGUUGG